AUGUCCUCCGGCCCACCAGCAGCCCCUCCCCGAACCUUCUCCAAAGGCACGAUGGGCCUCAAGUUCAUGCAAAGGGUCGUCGCUUCGCAGCGUACACCUAACCACGUUCCUACUAGUACGAAUACGAAUACGGUUCGGCAGCAGCAGGAGGAGGUGGUGGUGAAGAGUGAGAAACAAGAACCAGAACCAGGGGUGGUGGCAAGUUCUACUUGUUUGAAGGAACAAGAUGGGCAAGUUUGGAGAGGCGCGACGACGACUUCUUUGGGUACGAGAUUGGGGCAGGGGAACGGGAGCGGGAGCGGGAACGGGAACAAUGGGUACGUUCUCGUUCUGAACACUCGAGCUCCUUAAAACUCUCUCGCGUCUCGCUUGAUUCCGAGAGAGGAUGCGGAACCGUAACUGAUCGCACGUGACCGUUUCAAAGGCGCAAGAAACGUCGUCUCAUCACCACCAGUCAAUCCUUACUCCACUUCCCUUCCAUCCAACAAGCCUACUCCCCAACAACAUUAGGUAGUACCUCGACCUCACACUCCGCUUCUACCUCGACCCCUCAAUACCCAUUGAUGGCAAGGUAUUCUUACGGCGGUGCGAAUGAGGAAAUUGAGGUACGUUUCACGGCUACGCCUUCGCGCUUACUCCGUAAGAUGAUGAAAUAAUCCUGAUGAUCCUGAUUUGGUUCGUUUCUGAAAUAGCUCUUGACGAACCCUCAAGUCUCGCUCAACCGGACCUCCAAAGUCAAAACCGAAGGAUCCACGAAGCACAAGACGCCGAAUGAUUCAAACCGUUCUAAAAAGAAAGCCUCGCCUGUUAAUCAGCUCGCCAAGUCGAUCACGGCAACGACUUCGAUUCGGAGAAAGGAUUCCGAGCCUUCGAGUCGGACCAAGUCCAGAUCGAAGGGGAAGAACAACGCGUUCGAAAAGGUCGAGGCUCGAAUGAUCGGUGAAGCUGACGAGGAUGAGGAUGAGGAUGAGGAUGAGGAUGAGGAUGAGGAUGAGGAUGAGGAUGAGGAUGAGGAUGGAGAAAGGAGGAACUUUUCCGGAGGGGUGGACUUGGAGCUUGGGUCGGGGUUCCGUAAACCUGCUGGGAUGGAGGGGGUGAAGAAACGUGCUUCGACUUGGGGUGGGAAACCUUCGUUGGAGAGGAAACGGAAAAAGGGUGCUGAUCAAGAAGAAGAAGAGGAGGCGAUUUGGGGUAAGCGAGGUGAUGAGAGGGCUUGGGAUGUUGGCAAGGUCGAAGAAGAGGAGAGUGACGACGACGAGGAGGAUGAUUCGAUCGGGUCUAGUGAGAGUAGUGACGAGGAAUGA
Messenger RNA from Microbotryum saponariae, 1304 nucleotides. NCBI's taxonomy places the organism in Eukaryota, Fungi, Basidiomycota, Microbotryomycetes, Microbotryales, Microbotryaceae. The record is from the annotation of a GenBank genome assembly.